Molecule: messenger RNA, 1806 nt
Organism: Penicillium chermesinum
Lineage: Eukaryota; Fungi; Ascomycota; Eurotiomycetes; Eurotiales; Aspergillaceae
Gene: phoD
Product: phosphate:H+ symporter
Exons: 3
Coding region: 1-1806 (601 amino acids)
Biological process (GO): transmembrane transport; phosphate ion transport
Cellular component (GO): membrane
Molecular function (GO): phosphate transmembrane transporter activity
Source: RefSeq, a predicted model, not a curated record
AUGGAGAUGGAUACCCUUCACCCACGCGUAGGUAUGGCGACACCUGAUGCCAAUGCCAACCCUAUCAUCAACGAGGAAUCAACUGUGCGAGAGGAGGAAGCUUUUCGCAAUCAGUUGGCGCAAGAGCGCGCCGCAGCACUCGAGAAAAUUGAUAACGCGAAAUUCAGCUUCAGUCAUGUUCGCGCUGUCAUCGUCGCAGGCGUGGGCUUCUUCACAGAUUCUUAUGAUAUCUUCGCCAUCAAUCUCUGUGUCGAUAUGAUUGGGGCGGCCUACUGGCAGAACGCGGGAUCUAACCCCGGCAAACUCCCUUCCCACUCCGACACUGCUCUCAAGGUCGCUACUUCCGGUGGCACUGUCCUCGGUCAGCUGUUCUUUGGUUGGCUCGCGGAUCUCGUCGGCCGUAAGCGUAUGUACGGCGUUGAGCUUUUGAUAAUUAUCGUUGCUACACUUGCUCAGGCCUUGUCGUCAGCGGGACCUUCUGUUUCCAUCGUCGGUGUCUUGGUCUUCUGGCGCGUGAUUAUGGGCGUUGGCAUCGGUGGUGAUUAUCCGCUUUCUUCGAUCAUUACCUCUGAAUUUGCGAGCAAGAAUUGGCGUGGUGCUAUGAUGGGCGCUGUGUUCGCCAUGCAGGGUAUUGGGCAGUUCGCCGCGGCUGUCAUCGCCUUGAUCGUCACAGCUGGCUUCAAGGAAUCGCUCGAGACGGCCAAGGACGUUGCGCACUGCUCGGGCGCCUGUCAGCUGGCUUCGGAUAAGAUGUGGCGCACGGUGAUCGGCCUCGGCGCUGUUCCGGCCUGUGCUGCACUUUACUACCGUCUGGCUAUCCCUGAGACGCCUCGUUACACGUUCGACGUGGCCCAUGAUUACAUGCAGGCUGGCCAAGAUAUUGAGGCUUAUAUGCAUGGGCGGCGCGAGGGCCAUUCAGAUGCUCUUACUCGUGUCCAGGUGCAGAUAAAUGAACAUUCGCGUGUCCCGAAGGCUAGCUGGAGAGACUUCAUCAACUACUACAAGGUCUGGGAUAAUGGCAAGGUCCUCCUCGGUACUGCAGGAUCCUGGUUCUUUCUUGAUGUUGCUUUCUACGGUCUCGGCUUGAACAACUCAAUUAUCCUGGGUGCUAUCGGCUGGACAGGCGGAAAGAACGUGUACGAGGUCUUCUACCGCAACGCCGUGGGCAACUUGAUCUUGAUCUGUGCAGGUGCAAUCCCGGGAUACUGGAUGACCGUUGCAACUGUCGACAAGAUAGGUCGCAAGCCAAUCCAGAUGGUCGGGUUCAUCGUGUUGUUCAUAAUUUUCAUGACGAUCGGCAGUGCCUUCCACGCACUCAAGCACUCCCAUAACGGUCUUCUAGCUCUCUAUGUCAUCGCCCAGUUCUUCUUCAACUUCGGACCGAACGCAACCACCUUCAUCGUUCCUGGCGAGUGCUUCCCGACCCGAUACCGCUCCACAAGCCAUGGCAUCAGUGCUGCGGCUGGAAAGAUCGGUGCCAUCAUUGCGCAAUGUGUCUUCGGACCUCUGGUCAACCACCAUGCACCAAAGGGCGCCACAGACUCCCCCUGGUUGAAUCAUGUUAUGCAGAUCUUCGCGGGCUUCAUGUUCUGCGGGAUCCUGACUACGUUGCUGAUUCCCGAGACUAAAAACAAGACCCUCGAGGAAUUAAAUGGGGAGAAUUUCUCCUCCGUCUCUUCCAUCAGGCAUCCCAGCCAAUCGCCGCGCGGCGAGAAGCGGGUCGCUAUCACUGCAGAACAGUCUACAAGCACUUAUAACAGUCCUGUUAUCUCGGGAGGGACUGCCCGUGCAGGUAACGCAAACUAA